Hypoxylon trugodes is the source of this 2590-nucleotide messenger RNA. RefSeq lists its product as uncharacterized. The record is from RefSeq and is a predicted model, not a curated record. The transcript has 3 exons. Bases 43 to 2358 code for a protein of 771 amino acids. NCBI's taxonomy places the organism in Eukaryota, Fungi, Ascomycota, Sordariomycetes, Xylariales, Hypoxylaceae.
ACACAUCAAAUCGUCAUUGAAAUGAAAUUAUACUAGAUUCUUAUGACGGCACUUAUAAAAAAUAGCAUCAAUCAGCUGGGAGCCAAGACUAAAUUAGACAAGGCUUUGUCCGAUUUUCAAUCUAUAUUAACCCCCGAACAAAACGCUAGGUUUCUGGCAGCGAGAACUCACGCAAUCUCCUCACCUCCUGGCGUCCAAGAUGUUAUGAAUUUGACCGCUGAGAUUGACCUGAAGACCCGGGAGAAAAGAUGCGGUGCUCGUAGGUGUUUCGGCCCUCGUUUUACGAUGAUAUUAGAGUCGGUACAGCAGUACGCGUCACUAGGUGAUAUAAUUAUCGGUAGCUCCCAGAAUAUUAUCGCGUGCGUAAAUUUUUCGACCUAUCUGGAACAAGUUUCGCAACUGUUCAUGAGGGUGGGUCUAUCAGCGCCUCGCUAUCAUGGGAUGGCUUCGCUGUUCCCUCAGUCGGAGCCGCUGCGAGCGCUUAUAGCACAAUACUUCGUGACGGUUGUGCGAAUCUGCCACAAGACAGUCCAUCUUUGUCAACAGCCGCUUAUUCGUCAAGUCAAGGCUUUUAUUACAGACUGUGAUUUGGCAGAAUACGAGUCUCAAUUUACGAACAACACUGCUGCUAUUAAGGAACAACUUCAACUCGAAAAGAUGAAGAGCGCAUCAGCGCUCUACAGUAAGGUGCGAUCCUUUUCAGCACUUGAGAAGCAGCGUUACGCACUCAAAGAUCAGCUACAAAUUUUGGAUCAAUGUUCAACCCAUCCCUACCAAGCAGCUUGGAGACGUAUCAAGAAGCAAGGAGACGCAACAUGGAUAUAUGACCAGAUUGAAUAUGAAGCAUGGUUACAGCCAACAAAGUCGUCUUCACUGUUGUUUCGAGGAAAGCUCGGCUCCGGAAAAUCUGUCCAGAUGGCUAACAUUGUCGACGAUUUGAAUUUGAAUCAUUCGAAAUACAAAACAGCUUACUUCUUCUGUUGCUCGGAUGACUUAGCAUCGCUCGAUCACAGGACUAUACUAGGGUGCCUUGCUCGACAAGUACUCCUAUUGGUUCUCAGCGACGCAAGGACCAUCAUCUCUGAGGACCUCCAUACUAGCCUUAAUAGCAAUGACAUGAUCGGCGUCUUAAGAUUAGCCUUGAGCCAUGCAGGAAGAACGUUUAUUGUCCUCGACGGCAUCGAUGCCUGCGACAGGGACGAUCGAAAACAAGUUCUCCAAGCGCUUAGUAAUCUUCAAGAAACUUGUCAAUUAAGCAUCUGCGCAUCCUUGAGCCUAGAAGCUAGCCUUGAAAUUGACAGAGACAUGGAGAGCUUAUUUCGCCGUAGUUAUCUUACUCUACCAGAUGAAAGACCAGAACUUUCGUCAUAUAUCAAGGAACGGCUUCUAUCAAAACUACGGGACGAGUCCCUCUCCAUUAGCGACGAAAACUUGGUUUUGGAAAUUCGAGACGCCCUCCAAGCCGGCGCACAAGGAAUGUUUCUUUGGGUUCACUUGCAAAUCGAAUCGAUAUGUAUCGAGAAGAGUGAUCAUGCUAUUCGCGAAGCUUUGCUGCAUCUUCCCCAAGAUCUUCACCAGACGUUCAAACGUAUCCUCAAUCAAUAUCGUAGUUUUGCGUCAGAUUAUCAAGUACCCCUCCUGAAAGUUCUCACUGCUGCUUUGCGCCCCUUGUCACUUGGCGAGAUGCGGGAAAUAUUAAGCCUUGCCCCAGGCGACCCAAAGAUGCCACGCGCAAAGAAGGUCAAUGAUAUCCAAGCCGUCCUGCGAUGUUGUGGCAGUCUUGUCACCCUUGAUGAAGAACGACUUACCUUGCAUUUGGUUCACCAGAGCUUCAAGCAGUUUCUCUUGGGUGACACAAUAGAGAAACGUGACACUAGCUCAUUAAGCAUACCUUUCGGUAAACGAGCAGCAGAACAAGAAAUGGGCGCAAGAAUAGUUACGUACCUAAGCUGGGAAGGCUUUGAUUCUCGGCUCUCCACCACGAUAACUCCAACUCUUCUAGCCGACGAUAUCCCUAGGAAGAUUGUCGACUCGUCGUCAAGCAUGCUUAAGGCGGUUCGAUAUAUGGCCAUAGAUCUUCUGGAAAAACAAACCCCCAACACUAGCAUCGACGUCGGUAAAGUGCUCGCAGCAGAAAGCAUGUUAUUUAAGAGGAAAACAUAUGAAUUUCAUUUCCUUCAGUAUGCUAGGGCUUACUGGCUUCAUCAUACCAAGACCGCAUAUGACUACCCAGCUCGAGUUUUCCAUCUAUUCUCAAAGCUUCUCAAGCAGCCGCAUUUAGUUGAGAAUAGUUUCCUUUGGAAAGAUCUCCUUGACUAUCCCGAAGCUCGAAGCAAUAGCUAUGUAUGGGCUGUCUAGUAUUCAUGUAGCCGCACUUUGCGUCGUGGAUGCAUUCAAGAUUAAUAAUUCUUCCAAACUUACUUACGGCAUCAAUGUCGCUGCGAGCCUGUCGCCAUCUAAAUCCAUAGAUAUAAAUUCAUGGAUCGAUUUUUUCAGGCAAAUUACCCAUAAGGAUCAUGAAGAAGGCCUCAACAAGACAAUGUUGUUGGAUUUGCUAAAACUGCAUCCUACCAACCGAAUACGUCCCACU